AUGAUGGUGAUCAAGGGCGGACGUCGCCUCGCGCUGUUCUUCUUGGUCGUCUGCGCGGCUGCUCGACCUGCUUCGUCCGACGAUGGCCCGCUGCCGGAUGGCAACUUCGAGGAUUCGCCGGACAGAUCCCAGAUGGACGGCUCGAGGGUCACCGGUGAGUACACAAUCCCACAGUGGAAGAUCUCGGGGCACGUGGAGUACAUCGAAUCCGGGCAGAAGCAGGGCGACAUGUUUCUUGCGGUACCGGAGGGCGCGCACGCCUUGCGGCUGGGCGACGACGCCGACAUCCAGCAGCAGCUCUACGUGACACCGGGCACGCAGUACUCCGUCACCUUCAGCGCCGCGCGAACCUGCGCCCAGAACGAGAAGCUGAACGUGUCGGUCGUCCCCGGCGGCGCGCCCGACGAGGUCUCCAUCCAGACGGUGUACACCAGCAGCGGUUGGGACUCCUACUGCUGGGCGUUCCAGGCCACGGCCGGCGUCGUCUCCCUGAUCAUCCACAACCCCAUCCACGAGGAUGACCCCGCGUGCGGCCCCACCAUCGACGCCGUCGCCAUCAAGACGAUCUACCCUCCUCAGGCCACCGCCGAUAACUUGCUGAGGAAUGGCGACUUCGAGCAGGGGCCGUACAUCGCCCCGGAAUCACAGUAUGGGGUGCUGGUGCCAGGGAGGGACGGCAUGGACGUCUCGCCGCUGCCGGGGUGGAAGGUCAGGUCGUAUUCCAAGGUCGUCAAGUACAUAAACUCCGCCCACUUCGCGGUGCCGCGUGGCUCCUACGCCGUGGAGCUGGUGGCCGGCGGCGAGGCCGCGCUGCUUCAGGAGGUGGACACCGUGCCCGGGAGCUCGUGCACGCUGGAGUUGUCCGUCGGCGACGCCGGAAAUGGGUGCGUGGCCCAGGACCAGCAGCCCAUGCGCGUGCAGGCGUCUACGACGGACCGGAGCAUGACAGUGGUGUACAAUUCGACUGGCACGGGCGGGAGCAGGCGUGCCUCGCUCGCCUUCACGGCGAGCCGAAGCAAGACGCUGGUGGCCAUUUGCAGCUCCGCCUACCACACCAAGUCCGACUACAGUGGCACCCGCUGCGGGCCCGUCGUCGACGACAUCUCGCUCGUCUGUGUUUCACAGCCGCCUGCUCGCCGGUUACUGCGUUAA
This is a messenger RNA of Lolium rigidum, 1152 nucleotides long. RefSeq lists its product as uncharacterized. The coding region runs from base 1 to 1152 and encodes 383 amino acids. The transcript has 2 exons. The record is from RefSeq and is a predicted model, not a curated record. NCBI's taxonomy places the organism in Eukaryota, Viridiplantae, Streptophyta, Magnoliopsida, Poales, Poaceae.